This is a messenger RNA of Zygotorulaspora mrakii, 297 nucleotides long. RefSeq names its product Rtc3p (gene RTC3). The coding region runs from base 1 to 297 and encodes 98 amino acids. Lineage: Eukaryota; Fungi; Ascomycota; Saccharomycetes; Saccharomycetales; Saccharomycetaceae. The transcript has a single exon. The record is from RefSeq and is a predicted model, not a curated record.
AUGUCCAGUCCUGUCAAAUAUUUCUACAAAGGUGAGGAAACCGAUCUGCUGGUUUUCGUUUCUUCGGUGGAAGAGGUGCAAGAGUAUUUGAAAGACAAGUCUAUCGGCAAAUUGUCGCAAGUCGUCGAGGUUUUCAAGGUCUUCACCAACAACGCAGGCGAAGGUGCGGAGGGUGAACUUGGUGAGGCCUCGAAGUCGCAGCUGGCCAACGAAUUCGGCAAGGGUAAGAAAAUCGAGGAAGUUAUCGCCAUUAUCCUUGAAAAAGGUGAGCCAAAUGCCACAGUUGAAUCCAUUUAA